This is a messenger RNA of Ectocarpus siliculosus, 846 nucleotides long. Lineage: Eukaryota; Phaeophyceae; Ectocarpales; Ectocarpaceae. The record is from the annotation of a GenBank genome assembly.
AUGUGUAUGAAGAGACUGCUCGAGGAGCUGCGCCGCACCGUGUUCUUGCCGAUACACUUCGGCCGGCGACAGGAGCAGCAAGGCUUGGAAAAGAAGCGGAAGCUCAACCCGCUGGAGACUCUGCUCAUGGUCUACACGCAGACCUCCGCGAGGAAGGACGCGAGGCCCGACCGGCAGUACCCCUUCUUCACGGGCUUGCCUCUCAAGCCCUACUUUGAUAGGCCGACGGUACGCACGGAGGAGAUCCCUGGCGUCAUGUGGGCCUUUGAGCAGCCUCAGGAGUUUUUCAAUGUUUCCGUCAACAUCCGCAUGACUGCCGUGCGGCUGGAAGGUGGCGGUCUUUGGGUUCACGCCCCGGUAGCCCCUACCGAGGAGUGUGUGAAUCUCGUGGAGGAACUCGGGGAGGAGGUUCGGUACAUCGUGCUCCCCACUACGGCGUUUGAGCACAAAGUCUACGUCAAGCCAUUCAGCGACAGGUUUCCGCGGGCGCAGGUGUACGCGUGCCCUGGACAGUGGUCUUGGCCCAUCAACCUUCCGCCCAGCUUCAGGGUGGACGGCGUUCUUUGCGAAGGAGAGCGGGCUCCCUGGGAAGACGAGUUCGAGUGUAAGCUUUUCUCUCCCCCAAUAGGCGGGGUGGGCCCUUCCAACGAGGUGGGAGCGUUGAUCCAGAGCGUGCCUUUUCGUGACCGACCACCUGAGGUAUCUAGUGUCUUGUGCCGCUUGGAACGGAAUAACGAGUGUGCCGCAGAACCUCCACCACCACCAACAGGGUGGAUAAUGACAGGAAGUCGCAUGUGCUGCGAGAACGCCAGUAUCAAUUAUGUGGAACCCCGUGUAUCGCGUUAA